This is a messenger RNA of Colletotrichum phormii, 984 nucleotides long. RefSeq names its product carbon-nitrogen hydrolase. The record is from RefSeq and is a predicted model, not a curated record. Bases 1 to 984 code for a protein of 327 amino acids. Gene Ontology annotation, molecular function: catalytic activity. The transcript has 5 exons. NCBI's taxonomy places the organism in Eukaryota, Fungi, Ascomycota, Sordariomycetes, Glomerellales, Glomerellaceae.
AUGACUCCUUCAAAGAACGUUCGUGUUGCUCUGGCCCAGGAAGCAUCGAUCGACUUCGACCUCCAGGCCAGUGUCGACAAGACAUGCCAUAUUAUUGCUGAAGCUAGCCGGGCAGGGGCACACCUGAUUGCUUUCCCGGAGACCUUCAUCCCAGGCUAUCCCUUUUGGAUUUGGUCACGCGGGAUAGAUGUUGACCUGACCAAGCGCUACAUCAAAAAUUCCCUCAAGCGAGACUCGCCAGAGAUGAAACGAAUACGUGCUGCGGCCGCAGAGAACAAUAUUGAACAGUCACAUAUCGGUUCCGAUGGAUUGAUCAGAAUGAAUCGGCGUAAGAUCAAGCCCACCAACGUGGAAAGAAGAAUCUUUGGCGAAGGUAGUGGAUCAUCUCUUCGCAACGUUGCGAGCGUCCCGGGCGUGGGUAAGGUUGGGGGACUCAACUGCUGGGAGCAUACUCAGCCUCUUUUGAAAUACCACACGUAUUCCCAAGGGGAGCAAGUCCACAUUGCUGCUUGGCCACCGACGAUGCCGGGCAGGGGUGGAGAGGCUUUGUGGAACACAACAGCGGAAGGACAACAAAGCAUGUCUCGAAUAUACGCCGUCAAGGGUUCCUGCUUCGUGCUACACUGCACAGGAGUUCUUACCAAAGACGCGAUUGACAAGAUGCAGACACAUUCUGGACAGUUGUAUAGCAAGCCAGGCGGCGGAUACUGUGCAGUCUAUGGACCAGCUGGAAGCAAAAUCUCAACAGACCUUGCGGACGAUGAGGAGGGCAUCGUAUACGCUGACUUGGACAUGGAUCGAAUUAUUGGAGUAAAAGUGUUUUUAGACACGUGCGGGCACUGCAGUCGUCCCGAUCUGCUUUGGUUAGGUUCUGACCUCGUGGAGAAAAGUGGACGUAUCAUGUAUGUGAGUGAAAGUAGCGGACAACACGUAUUAAGUAAACUGCCAGCCUAUGAGACUGAGGAACUUCAGUCGACUCAAUAA